Molecule: messenger RNA, 387 nt
Organism: Aureobasidium namibiae CBS 147.97
Lineage: Eukaryota; Fungi; Ascomycota; Dothideomycetes; Dothideales; Saccotheciaceae
Exons: 2
Coding region: 1-387 (128 amino acids)
Source: RefSeq, a predicted model, not a curated record
AUGCGCACCAUAGCCAUUCUCGCACUCCUGGCAUCAUCCGCCUACGCCUAUCUAGACAUCUACGACAUUCAGUAUGAGGCAUUCGGACCAACCGGUGACACCGGCUACGAUCUCACUCAGCCUGGCAUUCCCCUGAACUCCAACCAAAACAACGACUACUGUGGCCAGAUCACCUGCAACAAUGGCAAUGUUGUCAACUUGGCCAAUGGCCCUUGCACCGAAGUCGGCCGUGGCGACUUCUACGCCAAUCUCUAUGCCGGCACUGACCAGUCUAAUCUGGUCGGCACCUGCACUUGGAACUUCGGUCAAGCUUCUAAGACAUGUGGAAAUGCGGAUACCGGCGGCUAUGCACAGGAAGUCAUCAAGUGCGAUACUACUUACUGUUAG